UCUUUUACAUCGCUGACACCCAUUCGAAAUCUCGGCACGGCGGUGACGAAACCCGAGACGAGUCCAAAAUUUCCCUUCUCGCGCCCUUCCCCGACAAAAGUGAAAGGAAGUUCCCGAAUCCCAUCAUGGCAGGGACUCGGUCCGAGUUCGAUCUCGGGGCAUCUGCGGCGCCCCCAUUCGGGAUCCGGGAGUACGCCUUCGCCGAUGCGGGAAACCUGGAGCAUUGCGCCAAGUACCUUAACCAGACGCUGGUGACCUUUGGAUUCCCCGCGUCCCUUGAUCUCUUUGCUACGGAUCCCGUCUCGAUUGCAAGGACCUGCAACUGUAUUCAUUCUCUGCUACAACAGAGGCAGCGGGACAUCGAGUUCAGGGAUGCCUCCAAUGAGCAGAGACAAAGACUGCAAUCUGAUAUUUCAAGAUUAGAGGCAAAAGUCGAGAGGCUUGAGGCACAAUUAGCUGCAAAAGAUCGAGAGCUAGCUACUUUAACACGAACGGAGGCUAAAAAAACAGCAAGUUUGAAGGCUCAGAUUGACAAGCUGCAGCAGGAACGAGAUGAAUACCAAAAAAUGGUCAUUGGAAAUCAGCAAGUGCGCACACAACAAAUACAUGAAAUGAAGAAGAAGGAAAAGGAAUACAUAAAGCUGCAGGAGAGACUGAACCAAGUGCUGAUGGAGAAAAAGAAGGAAUCUCGGUCAGGAAUGGAGAUUAUGAACCUUUUGCAGAAAGAAGGGCGUCAACGUGGGACAUGGAAUGGAAAGAAGGCUGACAACGAUUUCUAUAAGAUGAUAGUUGAUGCAUAUGAGGUGAAGAAGCAAGAGCUGAUGGCAGAGAAUUCUGAUCUGCGGGCUUUGUUACGUUCUAUGCAGAUGGAUAUGCGUGACUUUCUAAAUGCUCCAAGUGGUCUAUCACAACAAACCUCUACUGUGAAUGAAAGACAGGAUGCUGACUCUCCGCAAUCCCCUUUGGGUGGCAGAACGGAUGUCUUUGAUCUACCUUUUCACAUGGCCAGAGAUCAGAUAGAAGAGAGUUUGCGUACCAAGAUGGCUUCAAUAAAGUCAAGGAUGGUACAGUUGCAAGAUGCACAAAAAGGAGCGGAAUUGACCUGUGAAGCAACUGAAAGGGAACUUGAGCUUGAGGCUCAACUUGUUGAAGCUAGAAGCAUUAUUCAAGAGCAGGCUUCAAUAAUGUCAAAACAUUUAGCAAAAAAUGACAAGCCAAGGAGAUUGAGCAGCCAUUUUGAUGCUGAGAGGGAGGUGACCCAUUCAACAUCUGCUGAGGAAGUCUAAAAGCUCAGGAUAGCAUGAUGGUAUGCUGAUGGCGGUGAAGAACUUUUUCUAGUUUAAACCUAGCGGCAUAGUUUCGUAGUUAUUACUACAAAUGCUGUCACAUGAACACUGUAUAAUAUCCUUAGUUGACAAGUCACGUGGAUUCAGAGUACCCCUACCGAAUCCAUCGAUGUAGAUCAGCGUAGUGCUUCUUGGCAAGUCGAAAGUAGUCAUCUUCAAUUUGCAGCUAUAGUUACUCGGCUCAGUCAUUUAUUUUUAAAUGUUGGUACCUUCAGCAAUUUGGAAACUGCAGAAGAUUAUUGUGAACCAUAAUGCAACACUACAAGAUCCACAAAUUCCAUUAUAUUACACCAUCAUGCCUUCUUCUUCAUAAUCUCCGUUUUUCAAGUUGUAUUAAUCUAGAUGACCCUCAAAUCUGUUUGGUUUUGGUUGCAGUUGUGAGUGCUACACCUGCAGCGUGAGAAACGUCAGCAAAUUUUGUUUCAUCGAAAGGUGCUCUCAAUCCCUCUCCUGUAUUUUAUUGUUGUUGGCUUUUAAAUUGUGUUUGUGUUCUUUUCCUUCGCCGGACAGAAGGAAUGCCACAGUGGAUAUUGAAAUUAAUAUGAACUACAGCAGUUCUUCAGCUUUUCCAUCAUCAGCGCGUCUUAGUACGCAAGUAAAGAAAUAGAGUUGAAAGAACAGUUUGAACUUUCUAAGUUUACUGAGAGCAGCAGCCCUUGCAACCUCUGAGAGAAGUGCUCCAGAUGAGGUCCCUCCCCUCGCUCCUCCCCUGCACCGACUUCAUCCCCGCAACAUGCAGUCCUUGUACAUCCAAUCUGCUGCUGCCCCCCUCCCCAGCCGCCGACGCCUCGAUUAGCCCGAUCAUGGCCUCGCCGACCGCCUCGUAGUUCUCCCUCGGAUCCCUCACCUGCACCAGCAUCACCAGAACCAUGCGCUCCUUGCUCCCCGCCUCCGCCCUCUUCUCUGCAACCUCGGCGGCGGCCCUUACUCCCCCCAUCUGGAUGCGAAGCCCUUCCAACGCCAGCCCUUCCAUCUUCUCCACCGAACCCAGCAGCACAGCCUCCACGAAAUGCUCCUCCGCCCCCGUCACCACCCUCUUCCCUUUGAUCUCUCCCGUUUGGCGUCCGCUCAGGUUGCUCAUCGGCAUCGACUCAUGCAGGCACUCCCACAGCUCCCCUCGUCUCAAGGACGCCAUCCCACGUAUCACCUGAUCACCUCCGCUGCGGCUGUAGCGUUCUCGGCGAUCAAUGGCGCCGAAACUUGCAUGACCAACCUCCCCCACGGCCUGCCCGGUUUCCUGAUCUCAUGGAGAUAGCUGCCAUCCGAUAACCUCGUCAUCUCCGUGUGACCGUUCUCCGCCGUCAUCACGGUAGUGUUCUUCGGGCACUCCGUCUGCCUCUUCUCCGUGCUCACCCACGCGUCGAGCUUCCGGAGCUCCUGCUCUAGCUGCCUCGCUCUUCUCCAGUACGCUUCAGCCGCCGCUUCCCCAUCCCUGAAGAGGGAUGGCAUUGCCGGUGCCGCAGAGGGUUCGCACGUGGGCUGCGGCGGAGGGGCCGUAGGAAGCGACGGUGGCUGGCGGUGGGAGGGAGGUCGGCACAAGGAGAGGUACGACUUGAACCUCAAGCAACCUGCGGAGACGACCGCUGGAGACGGGUUCUGCCUCCUGUAGCUUCCGUUGCUGUUCGCCAUGGCAUGCAGCCUCUCUGGCCUCGCUCGCUCGGCUUCUGCUUGGGUAGAGCGACGUUGGAUGUUUUGGUCUAUUAUUUGGGAUACACAGCGGGAUGCUUGUUUCUGUUGUCGACCUUCCAGU
Molecule: messenger RNA, 3096 nt
Organism: Musa acuminata AAA Group (dessert banana)
Lineage: Eukaryota; Viridiplantae; Streptophyta; Magnoliopsida; Zingiberales; Musaceae
Exons: 18
Coding region: 126-1286 (386 amino acids)
Source: RefSeq, a predicted model, not a curated record